AAAUAACAGUCAAUCAGUUGAUCCAUAUAUGAUUGCAACAGUAAAGGAAUUAUGAAUCCUGUCAACUGGUCUAGUAAUGACCAAACAGUUCUGUUUACUGAACAUUCAAAAGAUUUCUUGUUUGAUCGUACAAACGAUAACUUAAAGCCAAUACCUUUUCUUAAACAUAGCCAUGAAAUUCCUACAGAUUUACUUCAUCCAAAUUCAGUAAACCUUAUGCAUAAUGAGUUGAAGCGACAGGAUCAGUCAUUUAUUUCCGCUACAAAUGUUCAACGUGUUUAUCUAACUAAAAAGCAUCCAAAAUGCACCACAUCUGAUAGUAUUGAUUCAGAAUGUUUUAUUGAACCAUCAAUAGUUGUUUCAACUGGUGUAAGACGACGUGGUCCUAAAAAGAAACCAGAUUCACAAGAACGUGUUGUCAGAAUGAAAAUGCGACGUGCUCGAGCUAAUGCACGUGAACGUAGUCGAAUGCAUGGAUUAAAUUCAGCAUUAGAUGCAUUAAGACAACAUAUACCAUCUGCUUUAAUCGGUGGACAUAUUUCCUUUGAUCGUGAUAAAGAAGACAGUGCAACUAACUAUCAUACCAAUCAAGGGCAAAAUGAAUUAUUUCUGAAAAAUCAUCAAACCAAUAGCACAACAAAUCAGAUAAACAGCAAUAAUAAUAAUAAUAAUAAUAAUGCUAAUAAUUUUCAUCAAUUUGGUCAAAAAUUGAGUAAAAUUGAAACGCUUCGUUUAGCUUGUAAUUACAUUGGUCUAUUAGCUUCCAUAUUGAACAAUAUAAAAUUUGAAUCGAUUACAGAGAUUAUAAAAUAUUUAUGUCAUGGUUUAUCACAGAUAACAACCAAUCAAAUUGCCGCUGCUCUACAAAAUGAUCCUUCUAGAUUAAUGAAGCAUCAGGUAAUCGGUAGCGAUGAGAAUCAUUUAUUAUGCAACAAUACUUACAAAUCAUCAUCCACCUCAUCAUUAUCAUCAACAAAUUGUACAAAUUACUCGGAAACUGAUGAUGAUGUUAAUUAUACAGACAAAAUUCAACAAAAUGUUAUAAGGUCAAAUUUAUUACAAAAUAAAUUAGGCGAUAAACAAACAGUGAGCUAUUCAGAUUAUCAUUCAAAUAAUGUUUUGUUCACUGUACCAACAAAUCAGUCUACAUCAUUGUUGAAUGUUGAUCAAUCUAUAGGCAGUUGUUCAUGGAGUUACACUGAAUUAUUAAAAUCUCAAAAUUAUCUAUUAAAGAAUAAAUCAUGUGAAUUUGAAAAUUUAUAUGAUUAUGGACAGUAUGAAAUGAAUGAAUACAACUUGACAUUGCCUUAUUUUCCUGCUAAUUAUGAUGUAAACAUUGGUGCCAGUCAACCAAAUGAAUCAAUUGACCAUGAAAAUUGGAUUAGUAAAUCAAAAUUACAGCUACUGAGUAAUGAAGAAAUAAAUUUGACUUCUCCUUUAGAAACUAACAACAGAAGCAAUAUUUCGGCUGACUCAGAACAAUCAAAUUUCAAUUCAAAUUCUAGUCUAAAACCUUAUCCGUAUUAUUAUCAUACAGAUAGUCAGUAUUAUGAUUUAUUUUGAAUGUUGACUAGUAGUAGUACUACUAGUCAUACCAUUUGUAAUUACGAAACAUCUUAGAAAGUAACAAUGAAUAUGAUAAAUAAUGAUGAUAUUAUCAAUGAUGAUUACAAUAAUUUAACACAUUGUGAUAAUUACUAUGAUUUUUAUCAUGAUUGUUUAUAUAAAUUUACUUCGACAACCAUUUCACUUUGUUUCACCAAAUAAUGAACAAUGA
Messenger RNA from Schistosoma turkestanicum, 1777 nucleotides. NCBI's taxonomy places the organism in Eukaryota, Metazoa, Platyhelminthes, Trematoda, Strigeidida, Schistosomatidae. The record is from the annotation of a GenBank genome assembly.